Odontomachus brunneus is the source of this 5651-nucleotide messenger RNA. RefSeq names its product succinate--CoA ligase [GDP-forming] subunit beta, mitochondrial-like. Bases 140 to 5095 code for a protein of 1651 amino acids. The transcript is spliced from 15 exons. Gene Ontology annotation, biological process: succinyl-CoA metabolic process; tricarboxylic acid cycle. Gene Ontology annotation, molecular function: protein binding; succinate-CoA ligase (GDP-forming) activity; ATP binding. The record is from RefSeq and is a predicted model, not a curated record. Gene Ontology annotation, cellular component: mitochondrion; succinate-CoA ligase complex. Lineage: Eukaryota; Metazoa; Arthropoda; Insecta; Hymenoptera; Formicidae.
UGUUCGUCGAUCUCCGCCAACGUUCGUUACGGGGAGUGUCCGGCGAUGUAGCGUCACGUUUGUGGUGUAACGCUCGCGCUUUUAUUUCGCAUUUUUUAUUUCUAUCUAUUUGGAGAGCUUAAUUCACAAAUUCUAUCGUAUGAGUAUAGAUACUUCCAAGAUGUUCUAUUUGUUAAGUAUUGUGGUAUUUUCCCUAGUCUUAUCACUGCCUGUGCAUGCACAAAGUAAUGUUUAUGGAGAACAAACUUAUGUGUGUCCCCAAUACUGGACAAAAUUCCAAGACUCGUGCUAUCGUUUUAUCAAGAGUCCAUUGAGAUCACGAGAUGAUGCACGCAGGAAUUGUCAAGCAUUUCAAAGUGAUCUGCUUACUAUUAACACAUUGGAAGAGCAUGUAUUUAUACUCUAUCAAUUGCUGUGGCAAGAUCCACAGCAUCGCAGGUGGUAUACCGGUGUAAAGCAACAGAAUGGCAUAUGGAUAAAUGAGGCUGACAGUUUAACCUUGUUAAAUUUGGAUAAUGCCUUCUUGCCUGAACCUAACGACAAUGUAAUAGGGAGAGACUAUCUGGCAUACUCUUACAGUAAUGCGCUCCAACGUUGGGGAUUGGAGAAAGUUACGGGCAGGGAGGAGCUCUUGUAUAUUUGUGAAGCAUAUGCUGUUAAUCUCCAGAAUUUAGUAGAGGAUGAUCGUACUUACCAGUAUGGCAUCGAAAUUGAUAAUCCUCUUCAGAUACCUAGAGGACCAUAUUUUAUUAAACAACCCAAGAAUAAAGUAUAUGAUCCAUCAAAGAAAAGAGUAAAUAAUUAUAUUGACUUGAGCUGCUUAGCAGGAGGUUAUCCUACACCGACCUAUGAAUGGUUCAAGGAAGAUUAUGAAAAUGAUAAACUUAAGGCAAUAAAAAUUGAUCCUCUUUUAAAUCCUAACAUUACUAUAAGUGGUGGAACAUUAAUCAUCUAUGACCCAGCACAGACAGCAGAUCGUGGUACAUACCAUUGUAAAGCAUCUAACAAAUUUGGUACAAUUAUAUCUGAGAGUGUUGAGCUCUCGUUCGGAUAUAUUUUAGAGUUCAAUUUGAAGCGUUCGGAAGAACGUGGCGAUAAACAUUGGGGUAAAGCAAUGUAUUGUGAUCCGCCGCAACAUUUUCCUGAAGUGAAGUAUUAUUGGGUACGCGAGUCCUUCCCCACUUUCGUCCAAGAGGACCAACGUGUAUUCGUUUCGCACGACGGUGCCCUUUACUUCUCUGCGUUAGAAACGGUUGACCAAGGAACCUAUUCAUGCAAUGUUCAAAGCCUUGCAUCCGAUACCGGACGUAAUGGGCCGUUUUUCUUCUUAAAAGUGGAGCCGCACUCCUCGUAUCAGCAAUUGAAGUUCCCCAACAAUUUUCCAAAAGCUUUUCCAGAGGCACCGAUAGCUGGAGAGGAAGUUAGACUGGAAUGCAUCGCAUUUGGAUAUCCUGUUCCAUCGUACAAUUGGACAAGAAAAGGCGCCGAUUUACCACGUGGAGCGUACAUGACAGCAUACAAUCGGGUGUUAAUAAUACCGGAAGUACGUGUGGAGGACCAGGGCGAGUACUAUUGUCGGGUGCAAAACGACAGGCUAUCGAUCGAGAAUUCUGUGCGAUUGAUCAUACAAGCGGCGCCUAACUUCACCAUCCCGUUGGUCGACAAACAUAUGGACAACAGGGGAGAUCUGACUUGGACCUGUGAGGCUUUUGGUAUACCAGACGUCACCUAUACUUGGCUUAGGAACGGAGAGCCUUUGGAUAACUUCACUAUACCACCUCAAGACAGAGAUCGCUAUAUUAUACAAGAUAAUGUAUUAACUAUCAAACAUCUUGAUCGCGCGAGGGAUGAAGCUAUGUAUCAGUGCCGUGCGAGAAAUCAAUUGAAGACCACAUACUCGUCAGGGCAACUGAGAGUGUUGUCAUUAAAGCCGUCUUUCAAAAAACGGCCUAUGGAAUCAGAGACGUACGCGGCAGAAGGAGGUAACGUCACAAUCGUGUGCAAACCAGAAGCCGCACCUCGACCGAAAUUUGUCUGGAAGAAAGAUGGAAACGUAAUUGGCUCGGGUGGUAGGCGAAAAAUUUUGGAAACUGGGAAUCUCAUUAUUAGUCCGGUGUCGAGAGAUGACGAAGGUACUUACGUGUGCACAGCGACAAAUGAAUAUGGCAGUGAUGAAACUCGUGGGCGACUAAUUGUACUACGUAGACCCCAAUUUAUUGAAAGAUUGCCGCCCCGGAUACUCAUGUCGUACAAUCAAAAUCAAACAUUACGGUGCUUAGGCCAUACAGACGAGAUGUUAGAUGUUGCAUAUAUUUGGAAGCAUAACGGAAUGCGAAUUCGUACUAAAGAUUUGCUAAACAAUCCACGAUUAAACAUCGAUGGCGAAUAUCUGGAUAUCAUAAACGCAACGUUCGUCGAAGCAGGCGAUUACGAGUGCGUUUUGAAGAGCGCUGUUGGUGAAAUAUCGUCUAAGACUAUGCUGAUCGUGGAGGGCCCACCAGGACCACCUGGUGGAGUACAGAUCGCGAACAUUGUUAAAACCUCUAUGACGUUACGGUGGACCGACGGCGCGUUAAAUGGCAGACCGAUAACCAUGUAUACGAUCACUGCGCGCACGAAAUGGAAUUCCACAUGGUUUCCUUUGGCAGAAAACAUUACGACGGCUACUGAGACGGACAGGUAUAACGGGCGAAAAGAAGUAUACUUGGAAAAUGUCUUGAGUCCUUAUUCCACGUACGAGUUCCGCGUAAUGGCCUUCAACGAGUACGGUUACGGGCCAUUCUCGUCUGCUUCACCUACAUACAGCACUCCGUCCGAUAAACCCUAUAAAGCACCGUCGAAUAUUAGCGGUGGAGGCGGCAAGAAAAAAGACCUCACGAUCACAUGGGACCGUCUCAGUCCGACCGAUCAGAACGGUCCCGGAAUUCAUUACAAGGUAUUUUGGCGCCGCAAGGGCCACGAUAAGGAGUUUCAGUCGUUAUUGCUGAAGGACUUAGGCAACGUCGGUGUAGCUGUCGUACAGAUCAGCGAGACGUUUUAUUAUACGAAGUACGAAGUGCGGGUACAGGCGAUCAAUGAAUUAGGCGAAGGUCCUAUCUCGGAUAUAUACACGAUAUAUAGCGCAGAAGACAUGCCACAGAUCGGGCCGCAAUUAGUGGUCGCUGUGGGCUACAACAGCACCAGCUUGAAUGUAAGCUGGAAUUCGAUCAAUACGAGUCGCGAAGUGUCACGAGGCAAACUGAUCGGCCACCGACUCAAGUACUGGAAGAUGAAUUACCCCGAGGAAAGCUCCGUUUAUUAUUUGUCACGCACUACGCGACCUUGGGCGCUAGUCGUCGGUUUGCAACCAGAUACUUAUUAUUACGUAAAGGUGAUAGCCUACAACACUGCCGGGGAAGGUCCGGAGAGUGAACGGUACCUGGAAAGAACAUACCGCAAGCCGCCGCAAAAACCACCGUCCGCGGUUUCCGUGUUCGGCGUAAAUCCAUCGACAGUGAGAGUCACCUGGCGCUAUGUGCAGCCUAGUUUAGACGAGGAGCCACUGAUAGGAUACAAGAUUCGAGUAUGGGACGUGGAUCGCGACAUGAGCACUGCGAACGAUACUAUUAUACCCGGCGGCUCGAAGCUGGAAACUUACAUUAGUAAUCUGAGUCCGGGCAAAGUUUAUAAUCUACGAGUCCUCGGAUUCAGUCUCGGCGGCGAUGGCCGAAUGUCCAGUCCAACGCACACAUUCCAAAUGGGCGACGCGGCCGCCUUCAGAAGCAGCGCUGGGACCACGUUUCUGAACAUCGGUCUUGGUAUUUCUGUAAUGUUAUCAGUCAUGUUGCGAAUUCUCAACCGUUCGGUGCGCAUGACGCGUCUCCUCAGAAGAAACACGGAGGCCGUUUGCGUAUCGGGUACGAGAAACCUGAACCUGCUGGAGUACCAGAGCAAAGAACUUCUACGUGACUGCGGCGUGUCGGUACAAAAUUUCGCUAUCGUCGAUGACUUAACCAAGACGAGUUCGGCUCUGGAAAAGCUCCAUGAGGGUGAAUAUGUUAUUAAGGCCCAAGUGUUAGCUGGAGGCCGUGGUAAAGGCUGGUUCGAUAAUGGAUUUAAAGGAGGUGUACAUCUUACCAGAGACCGUGAUAUUGUUUCAAAUUACGUGAAGAAUAUGCUUGGCCAUCGGCUUAUCACUAAGCAGACUUCGAAGGAUGGUAUACCAGUGCAGAAAAUUAUGAUCGCCGAGUCAGUAGAUAUUGCACGCGAGACUUACAUCUGUAUUCUCAUGGAUCGAGAGUAUAACGGCCCGGUGCUGAUAGCAUCUCCCGCCGGUGGGAUGGACAUUGAGACUGUGGCAGAGAAGAACCCUGAGCAGAUCAAAACCGUUCCGUUGGACAUUUAUCACGGAAUUAACGACGAAGUAGCGAAAGAUGUGAGCAUCUUCUUGGGAUUCUCUGAUCCCGAUAUCCUUAAGAAAGCCAUGUACGAAUUGAAGAAUCUGUGGAAGCUGUUCGUGGACAUCGAUGCUCUGCAAGUUGAGAUCAAUCCAUUGGUGGAAACGAAAGACAAGCAAGUGAUAGCGGUGGACGCGAAAAUCGCGUUCGACGACAAUGCUCAAUUUAGACAGCAGGAUCUGUUCGCCUUAGAGGAUGUUACCGAGAAGGAUCCCCGUGAAGUGGAUGCGUCGCGUUUCAACUUGAAUUAUAUCGGCAUGGAAGGCAACAUAGGAUGUUUAGUAAAUGGGGCUGGCUUAGCUAUGGCUACAAUGGAUAUUAUUAAGUUGAAUGGGGGAUCGCCUGCUAACUUUCUGGAUGUUGGCGGUAACGUGAAAGAGGAGCAAGUCUUCCAAGCAUUUAGAAUACUUAGUGAAGAUCCAAAAGUCAAAGUUAUUUUCGUUAACGUUUUUGGAGGCAUCGUGAAUUGCGCAACAAUAGCGAGGGGAAUUAUCGCAGCAUCGCGUAACUUAGGACUUCAAAUACCGCUCGUUGUCAGGCUAGAAGGCACUAACGUGACAGAAGCCAAAAAAGUUUUAGCCGAAUCGGGAUUGCCCAUUGUCACAGCGAAUAACUUAGACGAAGCGGCGAAAAAAGCGGUAAUCUCUGUAAAAGCGUAACUAUAUCGAUACGACAGUACGCGUUGUCAACUCAUACUUAUUCAAGACUGGAAACCUCGCUAGUUUUAAUGCAAGGGAGUAAUAACUCCAUACAAAAGCACAAUUCGUGAAGCGGGAGGGGGGUGAUAUUAUAUUUACGCUACUGUUUGUAUAAUAUGAUACAAUCAAAUACUUCCACAUUAAAUUUUUUUUUGUAGGAAUUUUUAUAUACAUUAUAUUUUACAAUUAUUAUGGUAUAAGUGCGUUUUUUUGUUUUAUUGGUCUUUUUAGAAAGAUAUAGCAUGUGGAAUUGCAUUUGAUAUAUUUAGAAUAUUUUGUUAUAAUUUGUUCAUUUAUUAGACACUCGAUCCCAAUUUGUUUUUACAGAUCUCUGUAAGGAACGAACAGAAAGAAUUGUAUCAUUUAUUAGUUACAUAGUUGGCAGCGUUGCUAAAUCAUUCUGUAUGUAUAUGCUUUUUUUACUUUGUAAAUACAUUAAUUUUUUUAGGUAAACCUAGAACAAUUUAUAUAUAUUGCAAGAAAAAAAUAAAUAUGUAUAUUCUGUUUCAAAUCUUAA